Messenger RNA from Helobdella robusta, 1171 nucleotides. RefSeq lists its product as hypothetical. The transcript is spliced from 5 exons. Bases 1 to 1050 code for a protein of 349 amino acids. Lineage: Eukaryota; Metazoa; Annelida; Clitellata; Rhynchobdellida; Glossiphoniidae. Gene Ontology annotation, cellular component: membrane; voltage-gated potassium channel complex. The record is from RefSeq and is a predicted model, not a curated record. Gene Ontology annotation, biological process: protein homooligomerization; potassium ion transmembrane transport. Gene Ontology annotation, molecular function: protein binding; delayed rectifier potassium channel activity.
AUGACUUCCAACCAAUCAUCUUCUGCAUCACUGCAACUAGAUAUUUCUCAGACCCCAUCUGAGAGUCACUUACUCGAGGAACGACUGCGACUGAACGUCAGCGGUCAGUACUUCGACGUCCGACUUGCGGUCCUCGAAAAACACCCGGACACCUUGCUGGGCAACAAACUGGCACGCAGCAAAUAUUACGACCCUUUGAGGAAAGAAUUCUUUUUUGACCGACACAGACCUACGUUUGAGGUCAUAUUCUCAUAUUAUCUCCACGGCAAGAAACUGCACAGACCCAAUCUCAUACCUGAGGAUGUAUUUCUAGAUGAACUGUUCUUCUUCCAGAUUGAGAAACACGUGAUAAACGAUUACAAGCGCCAAGAAGGUCACAGCGAGGAAGAAGAAGAACUUCCUCAGCAAGAGGAAGGUCUUAAAAAAUGUUUCUGGGAUCUCUUCGAACACCCGAAAUCCUCAAAACCUGCCCUCAUAGUCGCCUUAACGUCAGUCACCAUGACCAUCAUUGCCAUUGUCCUUCUCUGCGUUGAAACUCUGCCGCAGUACAAAAAAUUCUCUUGUCUUGCUUCGGUUCGUUUGUUUUCACUCAAUUUCUUGGAUAUCUCAAAAAAUCCUUUCUUCAUAAUAGAAAGUGUUUGCAACGUGUGGUUCACCAUCGAAGUCGUCGUCAGAUUGGCCUCCUGCCCAUCAAAGAUAAACUUCAUCAAAGAUUUCAAAAACAUUGUGGACAUCUUGUCUAUCGUCCCUUACUACGUCACAGUCUUUACGCUGACUCUCACAAAGAAAGAUUGUCUCUUCAGUCAGAACAGCAGUGAUGCACUCGCCUUCUUGAGAGUCAUCAGACUCGUUCGCAUCUUCAAACUCACCAAACAUUCUAUUGGACUCCAGGUCCUUGUGCUAACAUUCAAGGCGAGCAUCGAAGGUUUGGGAAUGUUCUUCGCCACACUCAUCGUCUGCAUGCUGCUCUACUCAAGUGCCCUCUACUACGCCGAAGCUAACUACAAAGGGCAUGCUAGUAAAUCAGUUUUCAGCGUUUGCAUGUGUUAAAAUAUGUGUGACCGUGACCGUUACUGUAUUUGCGCGUGAUUAUAUGUGUGUUUGUGCACGUGUUUAUAUAAUUGUUGAUGUUUGAAGUUUGAACAUUUUUGCGCAUUUGUUCCCAUAUGUU